Messenger RNA from Plectropomus leopardus (leopard coralgrouper), 2407 nucleotides. It is a transcript of the gene chrna3, whose product is annotated as cholinergic receptor, nicotinic, alpha 3. Gene Ontology annotation, biological process: monoatomic ion transmembrane transport. Gene Ontology annotation, cellular component: postsynaptic membrane. The record is from RefSeq and is a predicted model, not a curated record. Gene Ontology annotation, molecular function: transmembrane signaling receptor activity; acetylcholine-gated monoatomic cation-selective channel activity. NCBI's taxonomy places the organism in Eukaryota, Metazoa, Chordata, Actinopteri, Perciformes, Serranidae.
CUGCUGUGAUCUGUAAAUCAGGAAAUCGCACCACCGAGCCUGUUUUUCUACUUGUUUGAUCAGAUUAGGUCUUUAUAGGUUGCACUUUUUUUUGCAGUGCAGUGUGCCUCCUAUCAGUGACUGUGAGCCUCGGUGUGACUGCCUCCCUCUGCUCUCUCUGCUCUUUGGCUCUCUGUAGCUGCGGACGCGCUUUCACUCUCCACACUUUCCCCUCGUGUCUGCUCCACGCAGCGCCGACCCUGGAUACUACUUAAACCUGUCAUUUGAAACGGGAUGAAAGCCACUUUCUGCUUCGUUUUGCCCACAUGUACCCUCCUCCUGUUUCUUCUACCAGGAGGCUCCUGUUCAGAUGCAGAGCACCGGCUCUUCUCUGUGAUAUUCUCCAACUACAACCAGUAUAUACGACCAGUGGAAAAUGUGACCGACCCAGUCAUCGUACAGUUUGAGGUGUCCAUGUCACAGCUGGUCAAAGUGGAUGAAGUCAAUCAGAUCAUGGAGACAAAUCUUUGGCUGAGACAUAUCUGGAAUGACUACAAACUCAGAUGGAAUCCAAGGGAUUUUGGAGGAGUCGAGUUUAUCCGAGUGCCGUCCAACAGGAUAUGGAAGCCAGAUAUUGUGCUCUACAACAAUGCAGUCGGAGAUUUCCAGGUUGAUGACAAAACAAAGGCCCUGCUUCGUUACAAUGGCGAUGUUACCUGGAUCCCUCCAGCCAUAUUCAAGAGCUCCUGCAAGAUUGACGUCACUUACUUCCCCUUUGACUACCAAAACUGCACCAUGAAGUUUGGCUCUUGGACAUACGACAAGGCAAAGAUCGAUCUGGUGCUCAUUGGCUCAACCAUCAACCUCAAGGACUUCUGGGAGAGUGGGGAGUGGACAAUCAUUGACGCCCCUGGUUACAAACACGACAUAAAGUACAACUGCUGUGAGGAAAUCUACACGGAUAUCACUUACUCUUUGUACAUCCGCCGUCUGCCACUUUUCUACACUAUCAACAUGAUCAUCCCCUGCCUCCUCAUCUCCUUCCUCACUGUGCUUGUCUUCUAUCUGCCAUCUGAUUGCGGCGAAAAAGUCACCUUGUGUAUCUCCGUCCUGCUGUCUUUAACUGUCUUCCUUCUUGUCAUAACAGAGACCAUUCCCUCCACCUCUCUAGUCAUCCCCCUGAUUGGCGAGUACCUCCUCUUCACUAUGAUCUUCGUCACCCUCUCUAUUGUCAUCACUGUCUUUGUAUUAAAUGUCCACUACCGCACACCAAAGACCCACACUAUGCCCUGCUGGGUGCGGACUGUGUUCCUGGGGCUGCUGCCCAGGGUGAUGUUUAUGACUAGACCAGAGAGGGACCCUGAGAAGGUGGCAGCAGCCAGCAGUGCUCAGGCAUUACAUUCAAGGCCCUGUGCCAUUCAUUCUUCAGGUACUUUGCAGAAGCAGCACAAGCCUCAGGCCCUGGCCUCCAGCGUGGUGUCCAGCCUGACAAACCGCCAACGGCUUUUCAACAAUGUUACAGAGCUCUCCAAUCUCAAUAACUUAAGUGGAGACUCGGUCAAAGGUGCAGGCUCCGCGCUCUCGUGCUCGGAGGGCCGAUGCAACUGCUGCUGGCAUCAGAGAUCCACCAAACUGCCCACAGACUCUGGGGGAGGGAGUGGAGGACUGGGCAGCCUGGGGGCGCUGACUGGAGGCAGUGCUGUUGGGGUCGGAGGGGGGAGUCAGUGCUCCAGCUCAGAAUCUCUGGAUGGAGGAAUAAUGUCCCUGUUGCCGCUUUCACCUGAAGUCAGGGAGGCUAUUGAGAGUGUCAAAUACAUAGCAGAGAACAUGAGACUACAGAAUGAAGCAAAGGAGGUUCAGGAUGACUGGAAGUACGUUGCCAUGGUUAUCGACAGGAUCUUCCUUUGGGUUUUUGUCCUUGUGUGCAUCCUGGGAACAGCUGGUCUCUUCCUCCAGCCUCUGUUACUUGGGGAUGACAUUUGAAGAAACAUAUACUCAAUACUGUUUGAACUGCACAGCAUAUAUAACAAAUGUGAUUCUCACCACGGCUCAGACAGAGGAAAUACGGAGUGGAUCCAGGGUCAAGAAGAAAAGAUGACUGGUUUAGUGACUGUGUUUUCACAGAUUAGAUGAUUUUUUUGGGUGAGGAAGUGGAAAGGACUCUCUCGCUGAGGACGCGGUUAACUAACAAUGGUAAGGACCUUAGUGGUUAGUCAUUUCAUUUUGUACAAAAUAUUUCUGUUGUAAAUGGCAAUAUAAUCUGCAAUGCCAAAGCUGCACCCUUGUAGGAUAAAUUAUUUUGAAGAGUAAUAAAUGGGAAGAGUGAUCUUGAGGCACCUACUUUUAUGUUAUGUACAUACAGGGACAAAUGCAACCACCAGAAAGCUCAAUAUUCAAAUAAAAUAUCAUCAUGUUUUAUACAAGAAAA